ACAUCUCUGUGUGCUUAUAAUAAAGAAAUACUCUUGGAAAAUUAGUAUUUUAAUGCGCGGUUUGAUGACGUAAUGUUGAUGGUCAAACACGAAAUGGCGAGGAUGCUAGGCCUGUUACCGAGAGCUCAGUGGGAUCAGAACUAUGGCAGAGGUGGAGGUGGAAGUGGAAUUGGAUGACGGUACCCUGUAUCCCGAACAUUACAAAGUCAUGAUGGACAAACUGAAUGAGCAGCGGCAGCUGGAUCAGUUCACUGACAUUACCUUGAUUGUAGAUGGGCACCAAUUCAGAGCUCAUAAAGCUGUGCUGGCUGCCUGCAGUCAGUUCUUUCAUAACUUCUUCCAAGAUUUUACUCAGGAGCCACUCGUUGAGAUUGAAGGAGUCAGUAAUACAGCUUUUCGUCAGUUGAUGGAGUUUACAUAUACUGCCACUUUGGCUAUAACUGGUGAAGAGGAGGCAAAUGAUGUGUGGAAGGCAGCAGAGUAUCUUCAGAUGCAGGAAGCCAUCAAAGCACUCGAUGGCAGGACACAUGACAGUUCUGCUCUAACGAAGGGAAAGGUUAAAAAGCGAAAAAUUGCAGAAACUUCAAAUGUGAUCACUGAAACUCUACCAACAGUAGAGGGAGAACAGGUGAAAAUUGAAGUACUUGGAGACGUUGCUAUUGAAGAAGUGAUUGAGGCAACAAAGCAUUCUCAGGGUUCAUCAGAUGACUCUGCUUUGGCUCUUCUUGCCGACAUCACCAGCAAGUACCAACAGGGGGAGCCAACGGUGCAGGUUGUCAAAAAAGGAGAACUAGAAGAGGAAAUUGCCUAUCAGGAGGAAACUGUAACUGCCUCUAAAUCAUUGGAGGUAGACGUGGUAGAAGUCCAGAUUUCUCAAGUGGACAACAUAUUUCGGUGCAGUAAAUGUAAUCGCAGCUUUAAGCUGUACUACCACCUGAAGCAGCACAUGAAGGCACAUGUGGGCUCCCUGGAGAAACCGCAUGUGUGCGGUCACUGUGGGAAAGCUUACACCAGAGAGGGCGCUCUUAAGCAGCACGUCAGCACCUUUCAUUAUGAUGCAGAAGAUCUACCAUUAAAUCAAAAGCCACAGAAGAAGGUGCAUGUUUGUGAAUACUGCCAAAAAAACUUUGACCACUUUGGACACUUUAAGGAGCAUCUAAGAAAACACACAGGUGAAAAACCUUAUGAGUGUCCAGACUGUCAUGAAAAAUUUGCAAGGAACAGUACCCUCAAGUGUCAUAUGACUGCCUGUCAGAAUGGAGUGGGAGCCAAGAAGGGACGCAAGAAAAUCUAUGAAUGCCAGGUUUGUGACAGCGUGUUCAAUAUCUGGGAGGAAUUCAAGGACCAUCUAGUGAGUCACACUGGAGACAAACCUAAUCACUGUACUUUAUGUGACAUGUGGUUCACCCAUCCCAAAGAACUGAAAGAACAUUUAAAGGACAUUCACUCCAUUGAAGACAAGUCCAGUGACGAGCUGGUGGUCCCGGACGCUGCUGCCACUGCCGCAUUGACAAUAACUGCACAGAACCUAGAGGCAGGGGACAAUGUACUGUUGGAGGAUGGUAUUCAGAUGGAGCACGUCACUGUAGAGCCUGUGCACAUGAUGGAGAUGGAGCAGGCAGCAACAGUGGUGGUGAAUGAGGAAGGAGUGGCUGAGAUGUGUGAGGAGGACGUGGAGAGACUGAAACAAGCCGGGGUGGAGAUCCAGGUGGUACAGGUGGAGGGGGGCCUGGUCACCAUGGAGGAUGUGGUUGUAUGAGGACACUGAAUGACUUUUUUAUUUGUAUCAUAAUUUUCAGUAUUUUGAAGGAAAUGCUUCACUUUGAAUUGUGCAUGCUCGCCCUCGGCCAGUCAACGGAUAAAGCACUCGGCCUUCAACUCUUUUCUUGAUGAAGAGCAAUGUUGAUUCAUCCCACAAUUAUGUAUGUUUUUGUUUAGGUUAGUUGCCAUUGAUUGUACAUUACAUGAAUUCUGAAGCUCUGCAACAUUUUUAGUGUUUUGGUUUUUGAUGAAAAAUAAUUUAGAAAAGACUUGUUAGCAAACAAAUAUAAACACGUUAAAUUAAAUUAAGAUACUUUGAGAUACAA
Messenger RNA from Boleophthalmus pectinirostris (great blue-spotted mudskipper), 2087 nucleotides. It is a transcript of the gene zbtb35, whose product is annotated as zinc finger protein 131. Lineage: Eukaryota; Metazoa; Chordata; Actinopteri; Gobiiformes; Gobiidae. The record is from RefSeq and is a predicted model, not a curated record. The coding region runs from base 143 to 1759 and encodes 538 amino acids. Gene Ontology annotation, biological process: regulation of transcription by RNA polymerase II. The transcript has 9 exons. Gene Ontology annotation, molecular function: DNA-binding transcription factor activity, RNA polymerase II-specific; RNA polymerase II cis-regulatory region sequence-specific DNA binding; protein binding. Gene Ontology annotation, cellular component: nucleus.